Molecule: messenger RNA, 1001 nt
Organism: Notothenia coriiceps (black rockcod)
Lineage: Eukaryota; Metazoa; Chordata; Actinopteri; Perciformes; Nototheniidae
Product: thyrotropin-releasing hormone receptor-like
Exons: 1
Biological process (GO): phospholipase C-activating G protein-coupled receptor signaling pathway
Cellular component (GO): membrane
Molecular function (GO): thyrotropin-releasing hormone receptor activity
Source: RefSeq, a predicted model, not a curated record
UGACACAUUAUGAUAUUAUUAUCUUAAUAGUAUUUUCACGUGCAGCACACGUUAAGGUGCUAUUCUGAGUUUUUUUAGAUCGAUAAACACUUUUCCCGGACCUGCAGAGUAGAUUGAUCUCCUUCCAUCGCGCGAAAAAAGCUAUUCGAUGCGCCAGGAGGCAACAUAACCGCUUAAAGAAGUCAACUUUUUCUCUGAUCUUGAGACAAAUCAUCAAGAUGGAAAACUUUACAACAGCUCGGGAGCUGAACCACACUUUGGGGGUUUGGACGGACCACAGCCUCCAGUACAAAGUGAUAAGCUGUGUGCUGCUUUUCGUGAUUUGCGUUUUAGGAUUCGUUGGCAACGUUAUGGUCAUCCUGGUGGUGCUCACUACCAAACACAUGAGGACUCCCACUAACUGCUACCUGGUGAGUUUGGCGGUGGCUGACCUGAUGGUGCUGAGCGCGGCUGGUUUACCCACAAUAACAGAGAGCAUCUUCGGAUCCUGGGUGUUCGGACACUACGGGUGCCUCUGCAUCACCUACUUCCAGUACCUCGGGAUCAACGCCUCUUCCUGCUCCAUAACCGCGUUCACCAUAGAGAGGUACAUCGCCAUCUGCCAUCCCAUUAAAGCGCAGUUUCUGUGCACCCUCUCGAGAGCCAAAAAGAUUAUCCUGUGCGUCUGGGCUUUCACUUCCCUGUACUGCGUGAUGUGGUUCUACCUGUCAGACAUCCAGGAGCUGGUGUACGACAACAUCACCAUCAUCACGUGCGGAUACAGAGUGUCCAGGAAGUUUUACCUGCCCAUCUACUUUUUUGAUUACGGAGUUUUCUUUGUGGUGCCGCUGAUGCUCUCCGCGGUGUUGUACGGACUCAUCGCCAGGAUCCUCUUCAUCAACCCGCUGCCCUCCGACCCCAAAGACAAGAAGAAGAACGGACACAACAACCACAGCAACACCAAGAGGACCAGCUGCAAGAACUCCCGCCACUCCAGCUCCACCGCCACCUCCCGCAGACAG